Molecule: messenger RNA, 162 nt
Organism: Trichophyton benhamiae CBS 112371
Lineage: Eukaryota; Fungi; Ascomycota; Eurotiomycetes; Onygenales; Arthrodermataceae
Exons: 2
Coding region: 1-162 (53 amino acids)
Source: RefSeq, a predicted model, not a curated record
AUGGAAGAAGAAGAAGCAGAAGGAAGAAGAAGAAGAAGAAGAAAAAGAAAAGAAGCAGAAAAGAAAAAGAAAGCCGGAGCCACACAGAGACUUGAUAUCAACAACAACAACAACAACAUCGACAUCACCUACAGAUAUAAAGAGGAAGAAGAUGAGAUAUAA